AUGAGCGCGGGGGCUCCCAGUAUACCCAGAACUGCCGUCAUCCCGGCUCGCCUUCUCCGGACUUCACGACACUGCUCUAACCAAUCAUUUGAUCAGAACGGCGAGUUCAAUCCCAGAGCCGGCACUGGUGCCGGUGGUCCAUUCUCUGGAGCAACCGCAGGUGGAUUCCACGGGUUUGGCGGGGAGUUCCCUGGCGGGGGAUUCUCUGCGGAUAUAAAUUUUGAGGAUCUAUUUGGUGCUUUUACAGGAGGUGCAGGCAGGCGGGGUCGUUCGGGAGGGCCAUUCCGAUCCUCAGUAGUCGAAGGAGAUGAUAUCGAGGUACAGACGAACAUCUCUUUCAUGGAUGCUGCCAAGGGGACGACGAAGGAGAUUCAUAUCACUCCUCUUGUUCAAUGCAAAACGUGCAAUGGUGAAGGGACGAAACCGGGUAGGAAGCGAGCACAGUGCAAAACUUGCGGUGGCACAGGAUCACAGGUUCAUUUUAUUCAGGGAGGAUUCCAGAUGGCUAGUACCUGCGCCUCGUGCGGAGGCGCUGGUGUGUCGAUUCCGAGAGGCUCGGAAUGCAAUAGUUGUGGCGGCGAUGGUGUAGUCCGGGAACGCAAAACAGUGCAUGUCAACAUCCCGGGGGGUGUGGAGGAUGGCAUGCGACUGCGGGUCCCAGGUGAGGGAGACAUGCCCACAGUAGAACCCGGUACUCGAACGCAGCGUGGCGAUUUGUAUGUCUACAUCAAAGUCGCCCCUGAUUCGCGCUUCAGCAGAGCCGGUUCCGAUGUGCUAUACACGGCACAGAUUCCUCUCACCACUGCACUACUGGGUGGUGAAGUCACGGUACCAACACUAGAUGGAGAAGUCAAGGUCAAAGUGGCCACAGGAACUGGUACUGGGGAUAAAAUCACCCUGUCAGGGAUGGGGAUGCGGAAGCUUGAAGGCCGCCGCGGCCAACAGGGUGACCUCAAGGUUGAAUUCAAAGUUGCCAUGCCGAAAUACCUGAAUGCCAAUCAGCGAACGAUCCUGGAGGUACUUGCUGACGAGAUGGGCGACAAGACUGCUCGUCGGACAAUGAACAUCCACACAAACGACAAGUCCUCUUCCCCCGACUCAUCAACAACAAACAAAGACAGUGGCAGCACAUUCAGCGGCUACUCACACAAAAACGAAGGCUUCCUCAAAUCAGCGUGGCACAAACUCAUGAAUCAGCACGGCAGUGGCAGUGGUGGCGGAAGCAAUUCCACUGAAAAAUCCAAUAACGCUGACGACGGGAACAAAACUGACGAAUCGAAGAAAGCCUCCGGUUCAGGAUGA
Molecule: messenger RNA, 1302 nt
Organism: Histoplasma mississippiense
Lineage: Eukaryota; Fungi; Ascomycota; Eurotiomycetes; Onygenales; Ajellomycetaceae
Exons: 3
Coding region: 1-1302 (433 amino acids)
Biological process (GO): protein refolding
Cellular component (GO): cytoplasm
Molecular function (GO): heat shock protein binding
Source: RefSeq, a predicted model, not a curated record